AUGGCCUCAACGCGGCGAACGGCACUUCCACUCGUAUACGCCGUCCUUCGUGCUCCAACACUUCUACUUCGUCCAACGCUUAGCAACACAACACAGGCCACGAUGAGCGGUGCAGCAACGACGCAGUUCUCGUUGCCGUUUCGAAUGUUCGGCACACGCAACACGGCUGAUGAUGCUCACGCUUUGUGUCUUUACCCUUUGCGACUGGCAACUCUCGACGUGUCGUCGUUUCUUUCGAUCAACUUGCAACGUCCACUCUCGAUACGUGAUCGUCCUUUGAUGACGAUGAUCUCCGACCCGCCAGUUCCCUACCGACAGGAUCUCCCUCCCUCCGGAGGCUACCAGCCCAUCCGAUACAAGCGCAACCUGCCCGGCAAGAACCUUUCGGGUCUCACCAUCUUUGGCGGUGUGAUUGCCAUCUGCGCAUACGGAUUCUACAAGGUCGGCCAGGGCAACCUCGAGCAACGAGAGCUCAAGAGGGAGCGUGCGUGGUCGCGAAUCCACCUGAUCCCUCUGCUCAUGGCCGAGUCCGACAGGGAUGCUUUCCGACGAAGCGAGGCCCAGCUGGCACGAGAGAAGGAGAUCAUGAAGGACGUGCCCGGCUGGGAGGCAGGCAAGUCGGUCUACAACACCAAGCGCUACACCCCUCCCAACUUUGUUGUCCUCUAG
Molecule: messenger RNA, 669 nt
Organism: Moesziomyces aphidis
Lineage: Eukaryota; Fungi; Basidiomycota; Ustilaginomycetes; Ustilaginales; Ustilaginaceae
Source: the annotation of a GenBank genome assembly